Pleuronectes platessa (European plaice) is the source of this 2213-nucleotide messenger RNA. It is a transcript of the gene bmal1a, whose product is annotated as basic helix-loop-helix ARNT like 1a. Gene Ontology annotation, biological process: circadian rhythm; regulation of transcription by RNA polymerase II. The record is from RefSeq and is a predicted model, not a curated record. Lineage: Eukaryota; Metazoa; Chordata; Actinopteri; Pleuronectiformes; Pleuronectidae. The coding region runs from base 297 to 2213 and encodes 638 amino acids. Gene Ontology annotation, molecular function: protein dimerization activity; RNA polymerase II cis-regulatory region sequence-specific DNA binding; DNA-binding transcription factor activity, RNA polymerase II-specific. The transcript is spliced from 20 exons. Gene Ontology annotation, cellular component: nucleus; cytoplasm; aryl hydrocarbon receptor complex.
GUGGUCCGACGGGCAUGACGCUGAAGAGAAACUGGGUCAGCGGCUGCGAUUCGUUUAUGUCACACUGGUGCGGGUCGUUAUCGCAGCUCGCCCGGUGGCUUCCAAUGGAGACACGGACCCCGGCGGACCCGCGAGGUUGAUGGUUCACACCCACUCAGAUCAAACUGGAUCAAACCAGGUCAGACUGAACCGAAACUCACAGAUCUGAACUGAGCGGACCAGACCGAUCCAGACGCCACCAGGCCCGUCCAGGAGGCCUGUCCCAGUUUCCUAUCAAGUUGAGGGCUCACGAGUGGAUGGAAGGAAAUGAUUUUAACACAGAGGCAGUGAUGAACAUCUGUGAUGACCUGAUGGCAGACCAAAGGAUGGACAUCUCGUCAACAAUGACUGACUUCAUGUCCCCCGGCUCCACCGACCUCAUCUCCAGCUCCAUCAGCACGCCUGGCAUGGACUACACGCGCAAGAGGAAGGGCAGCACCACCGACUACCAAAUUGAUGGCUUCUCCUUCGAUGACAUGGACCCAGACAAAGAUAAGCUUGGAGGUGACCAACAGGGCCGGAUUAAGAAUGCAAGAGAGGCUCACAGCCAGAUCGAGAAGCGGCGCAGGGACAAGAUGAACAGCUUCAUCGACGAGCUGGCGUCGCUGGUGCCCACCUGUAACGCCAUGUCCCGCAAGCUGGACAAGCUCACGGUCCUGCGCAUGGCCGUCCAGCACAUGAAGACACUCAGAGGUGCAGCCAACCCGUACACAGAGGCCAACUACAAGCCUUCCUUCCUGUCAGAUGAUGAACUCAAGCACUUGAUACUAAGGGCUGCUGAUGGUUUCUUGUUUGUUGUCGGAUGCGAUCGCGGCAAAAUUCUCUUUGUUUCUGAAUCGGUCUACAAAAUACUCAACUACAGCCAGAACGACCUGAUAGGUCAGAGUCUGUUUGACUACCUUCACCCCAAGGACAUUGCCAAGGUCAAAGAGCAGCUGUCCUCCUCCGACACGGCCCCACGAGAGAGGCUCAUCGACGCUAAAACGGGUCUUCCAGUGAAGACAGACAUCACUCCGGGUCCGUCUCGACUCUGUUCUGGAGCCAGACGGUCAUUUUUCUGCAGGAUGAAGUGCAACAGGCCUUCGGUCAAAGUAGAAGAUAAAGACUUUCCCUCCACCUGCUCGAAGAAAAAAGCCGACCGCAAGAGCUUCUGCACCAUCCACAGCACGGGCUACCUGAAGAGCUGGCCCCCCACCAAGAUGGGCCUGGACGAGGACAACGAGCCCGACAACGAGGGCUGCAACCUGAGCUGCCUGGUGGCCAUCGGCCGCCUGCACCCCCACAUCGUCCCCCAGCCCAGUCUGGCAGACAUCCGGGUGAAGCCCACAGAGUACGUCUCCCGGCACGCCAUCGACGGCAAGUUCGUCUUCGUGGACCAGAGAGCCACAGCCAUCCUCGCCUACCUGCCCCAGGAGCUGCUGGGAACAUCCUUCUAUGAGUAUUUCCACCAGGACGACAUCGGCCACUUGGCUGAGUGCCACAGACAAGUGCUGCAGAUGAGAGAGAAGAUCAACACCAACUGUUACAAAUUCAAGAUCAGAGAUGGCUCCUUCAUCACGCUGAGGAGCCGGUGGUUCAGCUUCAUGAAUCCCUGGACCAAGGAGGUGGAGUACAUCGUCUCCACCAACACCGUUGUGUCGUGUCCGAUGGUGGAAGGAUCAGAAUACCCUCAAUCUGCUGCCUCGCCUCAGAGUAUGGACAGUGCUCUCACCUCCGAGGGUGGCGGGAGGCGGGCGCUGCAGACGGUACCCGGCAUCCCGGGCGGCACGAGAGCCGGAGCAGGAAAGAUCGGGCGCAUGAUUGCGGAGGAAGUGAUGGAGAUUCAGAGGAUCCGAGGCUCCUCCCCCUCCAGCUGUGGCUCGAGCCCUCUAAACAUCACCAGCACCCCCCCACCCGACACCUGCUCCCCUGGAGGAAAGAAGAUUCAGAAUGGAGGGACACCCGAUCUGCCGAGCACGGGGAUCAUUCCUGGACCUGAUUCUGUCGGCUACCCGUACUCCAACCAGUCCAUCAUGAGUGACAACUCCCACCUGAGCAUAGACAUCAUGGACGAGCCCGGCUCCAGCAGCCCCAGUAACGACGAGGCGGCCAUGGCGGUCAUCAUGUCGCUGCUGGAGGCGGACGCCGGCCUGGGCGGCCCCGUGGACUUCAGCGACCUGCCCUGGCCUCUGUGA